ACAUAGACUACAUUUGAUCGUAUUCCCUUAGAUAUGCAUAAAUACAGUAUAUUAAAAUAAAUAUCAUGACUGCUUGCGAUUAAACACAAGUGUAAAAAUGGCUGGAAUGAAUGUUAAGGAAAAAGAGAUACUAAAUCGAACCAGACUUGAUAUAAUCGACAGCCUCGAUGUUAAGGAUAUCAUUGACCAUCUUCAGGCUGAUGGUGUCAUUAGUGUCGACAAGAAGGACGAAAUAUUUGCCCGUGAAACACGAAAACAUCAAUGUGGAUUAUUCCUUGAUAUACUAAUUCGCUCUGGCCCAGUGGCCUACUCUUCAUUUAAAAAAGCACUUGGAAGCCAAUAUGAUUUCCUGCAAGAUGCAAUACAUAAGGUUGAGGAAGAAGUGAAGUUUUCGGACAUCUGUGAUAAUGAUGAUUAUAACUAUAUAUUAGCAGGUGAAACGUGUAAAAGAGCUGUCAGAGCUAGUAUUUCUCUUCAAGCGUUUGACUAUGAAGAAGAAGUUGGAUAUGUGAGUAUUGAUGCUAUGGGCAAACGUGCCGAUUCAUACAGGUAUACAGAAGAAACAACCAAGUGUGACGACAACGACAUCUAUAUUGUUACACAAGAUACAGAAGGAAAAGAGUUUGAUCCGUAUGUUAAUGAAAAUCUCAUAUACCUUAGUCCUUCAAAAGUAAAGAAGCCAGAAAAUUGCUUAGAUGAGGAGACAAACGAAUCCCAAGAGACGAAAGACGAACUACAAGUUCAAACGAUUGCCUUUAAUAAGAAUGAAUAUGUUGUUGUGCGUAAAUCAGAAAACCCCUGUAUUACUGAGGCAUAUACGGCUGCUCGAGACAAGAAUGUGUUUGUAUAUAACAAAUAUGGUCGCAAAGCUCGAUUGCCAUUAAAUGUGUUGAAGAAAUAUGGUGACCCUAGAGGCGAGCCCUGGUUUUAUCCUAUUCCGAUAUCAUCACUACAAGCUGCGCUCUUUCUAUCUUCAACGAAACAGAAAGGCUGUUUCUUGGUGUAUGAGUCCUUCAAAGCUUCUGAUCAACUACCGUACAAUCUAUCGGUGUGUCAGAGUAAUGAAGAAGAAAGUGUGAAACACUAUCGGAUAAAACGAAACAAUUUUAGCAAACUAUUAAGUAUUGAAACUGCCCACAACUCAUUACAAAUGUUCCAGACCAUUCACGAUCUGAUAGAGUUCCACAAGAAGAACAAAAGCGCGUUGGUUACUCGUUUGAGAAGACCGCUAAAAUACGCAAAUACGUCACUGGCGAAUUGGUUAAAUGUUCAUGAAAGUCAGUGGGAGGUCGACGAAUCAUUGCUAGAGUUGCACGAUGUUUGUAUAGGAAAGGGUUAUUUUGGUGUUGUGAAAUCGGGAAGCUUUGACGGACGUCCCGUUGCUGUGAAAUCUUUACUUGCUGAACCAAGCUCAGUGUCUUGGCAGGACGAUUUUUUCGACGAAGCUGAAUUGUUGGGGCAGUUAUGUUCCCAUGAAAAUAUUCUUAAACUUAUUGGCACUCGGUUUACGCAGAAACCAUUCUACAUCAUCACUGAACUAAUUGGAAAGGGAAACUUGAAAACCUGUUUGCGACAAAAGCUAAUAAAUGUGGAAGAUGUCGACCUACUUUACGGGGUUUGUUUACAAUUGGUGUCUGCAAUGGCGUAUUUAGAAUCGCGACGUUUUAUUCUACAUCGGGACGUAGCUGCAAGGAAUUGUCUCCUUACAGAUGACAAUACCGUUAAGUUAAGCGACUUCGGUAUGGCCCGCCAUGUUUUAACAGAUAGUUAUGAGGCUCCUAGUGACGAGAAGGUAGCAAUUCAAUGGGCGUCACCAGAAGUGCUUAGCAAUCAGGUUUACUCUACAAAGUCUGACGUUUGGGCAACUGCCGUUGUGUUUUGGGAGAUAUACAGUGGCGGAAAGAAACCGUACGGUGAUGCAAAUCGACAGGAAACUGCCAAGAAUGUGACGAGUGGUGAAACCUUGCCCAAACCAUCUGACUCAUGCCCUGAUAUGAUAUUUGAAAUAAUGAAGGAGUGUUGGCAAACCGAUCGUGAAAAACGGCCAUCUUUCGCGAUUAUUCACGAGCAAUUCGUUGCGAAAAAACUGUUAUAUUACGAACCAGUUUCACUUCAAGAACAGUUGAAACAGAAAGCAGCACCUCGCCGUCGACCACGGCAUCCAUCGCCUCCGCCAAGACCUGAGCGUAAUUCAGGGGACCGACAGACAACUUCUCCAACAAAUCACAAUGAACCACAAACAGAACCAAAUGAAUCCAAGAGUAUACUCAAGAGUGGAGAAGGAAACCUUCCUCCGCCUCAACCAUCCCAACCUACGCGGCAUUUACUGUAUCAACCGCCAACUCCUUCAACAGGCCACCAAGAACCACAAAAAGACUCUAAGACAAUCGAGAGAGAGCAAGAAUCACCUCCAAACUAUAAGCCCGAGAACAUAGUGAAAAAACAAACAUCAUCUACCGCAACAAAAAAGAAAACUAAGUACAAUACCUGUAUAUCGAUACCAUUCGGUAAAAAGCGCAGUUCAUCGGACACAAAUCUAAAUGCCACUGACAAAGCAAAUAUAAGUGAAAAAGAUCACAAGAGUAAGUUUUAUACUAUAGAAGGCUAAGGUAGU
Owenia fusiformis is the source of this 2614-nucleotide messenger RNA. The record is from the annotation of a GenBank genome assembly. NCBI's taxonomy places the organism in Eukaryota, Metazoa, Annelida, Polychaeta, Sabellida, Oweniidae.